Messenger RNA from Aspergillus steynii IBT 23096, 2225 nucleotides. RefSeq names its product acyl--CoA ligase. Bases 259 to 2178 code for a protein of 639 amino acids. Gene Ontology annotation, molecular function: CoA-ligase activity. The record is from RefSeq and is a predicted model, not a curated record. NCBI's taxonomy places the organism in Eukaryota, Fungi, Ascomycota, Eurotiomycetes, Eurotiales, Aspergillaceae. The transcript has 5 exons.
CUCGCAGCUGAUCCUCCAACACCCCAACUGCAGCUAUCGGGUUCUCGUCCGCGGUGCUGAAAAGCCCUCCCUCGUUAAGACCCAAUACCCAGCUGUAGAAAUCAUAUCCGGCGACCUGUCAAAAACCGGUGCUGGACGCGGUCCGGUCUCGAAACGGAGUCGACAGCUGUAUAUUCUAUCGACGUGAUUCUGGAAAGGAAGAAAGUCCCGAUCAUCGGCGAGGGACAGUCCCUGGGGACAAGUGUGCAUGUUACGGACAUGACGGAUCUGUUCCUGCGGCUGGUUGUGGGGACCCGAGGCGUGCUAUAUGCGGCGGCGACAGAGGAGCAUCGGUGGUCUGACGUCGGUAGGAAGAUUGCGCAGAUUGCGGUGCAGAAAGGAUGGGUUCCGGCGGUGGAAUCCUACCGGUCCGAGUGUGGACGAGGAGUUGCCCGGGAUUCUCCAGGGAGAGUGGGAGAGGAUACAGAAGUGAGCGUUAUUGUCCCUACCUCUCUCCCCAUUUGGGACUUUAUCUUCGACUCGGACUAUUCGCCUCUGCGCCGCGUGCACCCGACCGACCUGGGCGCCUUCGUCAACGCCGCCACUGCCGAGCGCAUCCGCUACGACGAGGUAAAAGACUACGCGACCUACAUAUCCACCGCGCUGGUUCGGGACCAUGGCCUGCAGAAAGGUGACACCGUGGCUAUGUUCAGCCCAAACACCAUCUGGUAUCCGGUUGCGCUGCUAGCGACGGCUCGCGCUGGCGGCAUUGUCUCCGGUGCAUCGCCGGCAUAUAACGUCGAAGAAAUGUCCUACGCGUUGACAACAGGCAAGGCAAAGUACCUACUGACGGUCCCAUCGUCCUUGGCGGUUGCCAUUCCGGCGGCCAAGAAUGCUGGCAUACCCGCUGACCGCAUCCUUUUGCUUGAGGGAGAGCAAGACGGGUAUACCAAUGUCCAGAAGCUCUUGGAGAUCGGCAAGGAGUACGGCGAUGAUGGACAGGUCUCGCCGUUCAAGUUUGCUGACGAAGAAUCCAAUCGCGAUCUGUGUGGCUUUUUGAGCUUCAGCAGUGGAACCACGGGACUUCCCAAGGCAGAGAUUGCUAAGGAGCAGGUGAUGAUCACGCACCACAAUGUCAUGGCGCAGUGCAUGCAGAUCCAACAGAUCGUGCCGCCGGAUUAUAAGAAAACGCUGGCAGUCCUGCCGCUCUUCCACAUAACCGGCCUCGUGCAUUUGAUGCACCUCCCCAUCCUCCUGAACACAGAGGUCUUUAUGCUCCCGUCCUUCAACAUGACCAGCAUGCUCAAUACCGUUGUCGACAACAAAAUCACAGAACUCUUACUCGUACCGCCUAUUUUGGUCCGUCUCCUCCAGGACCCGACGGCGGCGAAGUUCGAUCUGUCGCAUGUUAAGACCUUUACAUCCGGGGCUGCUCCGAUGGCCGAAGGGUUUCUCCAAAAGCUGGAGAAUCGGUACCCCUGGACGGGUUUCAAGCAGGCGUAUGGCAUGACGGAGUCAUGCAGUUGUAUCACGAUGCAUCCGUUUGAUAAACAAUCUUACCAGUAUGCCCAUCAUGUAGGAACCAUUGUCGCCAACACGGAAGUGAAAAUCUUAGAUCCGAAAACGGGUCGCGAAAUGGGGUAUAACGAGCUGGGAGAAAUUCUGGCGCGAGGCCCACAGGUAGUGAUGGGGUAUUUAGACAACGUGAAAGCCACCCGCGAGACCUUCGACGCAGAAGGGUGGUUACAUACGGGGGAUAUCGGAUUUAUGGACGAAGAGGGAUUCCUAACCAUCACCGACCGCAUUAAAGAGAUGAUCAAAGUGAAGGGAAUCGGGGUGUCGCCGGCUGAGCUGGAGGAUCUGCUCCUUGGCCGGAACGAUGUUGCGGAUGCGGCUGUAACGGCCAUCCCGGACGACUAUUCGGGCGAAAGACCGAAAGCGUACGUGGUUCUGCAAUCGAGCGAGAAGGAAAGGGUUGGCGAUGGAUUUGGCCUAGUGGAUAUAGGCAGAGACAUAAUCGAGUACGUGCGAGCGAAGAAAGUCCGUCAUAAAUGGAUUGUGGAGGUGGAAUUCGUCAAGGAAAUCCCGAAGAGCGCCAGCGGGAAAAUCCUGCGGAGAGUCCUUCGGGACAUGGAAAAGAAAGGAACCUCGGGGAAAAGACUGGUGGUGCGGGAUGAGAGGGUCAAGGCGAAGCUAUAGGCACUCGGAUAAAGCUUUAAGGUACUGGAAUUAGAAUGAUGAUCGAC